Messenger RNA from Capronia coronata CBS 617.96, 1653 nucleotides. RefSeq lists its product as uncharacterized. The record is from RefSeq and is a predicted model, not a curated record. The transcript is spliced from 3 exons. Gene Ontology annotation, molecular function: transmembrane transporter activity. Bases 1 to 1653 code for a protein of 550 amino acids. Gene Ontology annotation, biological process: transmembrane transport. NCBI's taxonomy places the organism in Eukaryota, Fungi, Ascomycota, Eurotiomycetes, Chaetothyriales, Herpotrichiellaceae.
AUGGCUCUCGGCAUCCUCGAACCACCGGUGGAACAUGUCCCUGGUACGGUAUACGUCUACGAUGCGGACCAGCGACACGCUCAGCUUUUGGAGACUGCGCAGAACCUGAAGAGGGACAAAGGCGGCCGUAUGAUCUUGGUGCCUCAGCCAUCUAACGAUCCAAAUGAUCCCUUGAACUGGCCUUUAUGGAAGCGCGACCUGAUUCUCGGUAUCCUCUGCUUCGUAUCAUGUAUCGCGACUACUGCCUCUCCUCUUCUUGCGGCUGAUUCGGUCACCCUUGCCAUCCUCUUCAAGCGGACCUUUCAAGAUGCCGCGCUCCUCACCGCCUACCAUCUGUGCGGUGUCGGCGUGGCUGGUUGGCUUUUUGUGGCAUCUGCGAGAGUAUGGGGCAAGAGACAUCUCUUCUUGUUUGGGGCCCUUCUGAUGGUGGCUACCUCUGCUUGGGGCGGUUCGACGCACUUCAAACACAACUACGCCAGUCUUCUGUGGAGUCGAGUGUUCCAAGGUGUUGCUUUGGCGCCAUUCGAAACACUUGUGAAUGCCUGCGUAGGCGACUUGUACUUUGUGCAUGAGCGUGGGCCGAGAAUGGCGGUUACAAAUACCUGCCUGUUCGGAGGGGCAUUUUUGACUCCAGUGUUUGUGGGUAUGAUCGCGGCCCACAUCGGAUGGCAAUGGAGUUUCUAUCUUCUGGCCAUCUUCAUGGCACUAGGCUUUCUCCUGCUCUUCUUUUUUGUGCCCGAGACUGCCUACCGCCGCGCACACUCCCUUGAUCUGGAUCUCCUCUCCGAAGAUUCGUCGGAGGUUUCCUUGCCUCAGGAUUCUAAAUUGAGCACUGGGGAUUUGGACAAGAAACCGCUGCCUUCGAUGAGUGUUUCUGAAACAGAACUACCAAAGGUGUCUUGGGUGAGGAUGUUGAUGCCUUUCAACGGACGCAAGACCGACGAACCCUUCUUCAAGCUGCUCUUUCGGCCCUUCCCACUAUUUCUCCAUCCGGCAGUCGCGUGGGCAUGUUUGAUCCAAGGUGUGAUUAUUGGGUGGACGGUCAUGGUCGGCGUCAUACUCUCGAUGAUCUUCCUGGGCCCGCCACUGUUCUUCAACGAAGAGCAGGCUGGCAAAAUGUACACCAGCGCGUUUAUUGGCAGCAUCCUUGGCCUUCUCCUGGCUGGCCUGUACAGCGAGCUGAUGACGAAGUUUAUGAUCCGACUAAACAAAGGGAAAUAUGAGCCUGAGUUCCGAAUACUACUGGUCAUCCCAACGCUGGCCUUUUCGGCGAUCGGCCUCUACGGGUUUGGAAUCACCGCUCAAGAUGUCGCGCGGUACGGGUGGAUUGUCCCGGAUGUCUUCCUUGCCUUCAUCAUCAUCAGCAUGGUCAUGGGCGCCAUUGCUUCGGCGCAAUAUCUUCUCGACGCCCAUCGUGACAUCGCCGUGGAAGCCUUCACUAAUCUGCUGAUUUUCAAGAACAUCUUCUCAUUCAUCCUGGCCUACAAUGCCUACAACUGGGUAUUUGCGAUCCGGAUCCGACAUCUGUUCAUCAUAUUCGGGAGCAUCGAGAUUGUCAUCUGUUUAUUGAGUGUUCCAAUGUAUGUGUACGGCAAACGAAGCCGGGAGUUCUUCCAUCGACAUGACAUUCUGAGCAUGACGAAGCUGAGAUAA